CUAGGUUGAGGUUGAGGUCGAAAGAGGGAAGGAAGCAACAAGAAGAAGAAGAAGAAGAAGAAUUUAGAAGAUAUGGAUCCAGACGCUUUAUCCAAGGCAUUCGUAGAGCAUUACUACUCCACCUUCGAUUCCAAUCGCCCUGGAUUAGCCACUCUCUAUCAAGAUACUUCCAUGCUCACCUUUGAAGGUCAGAAGAUCCAAGGCUCUCAGAACAUUGUUGCCAAGCUCACCUCCCUCCCUUUCCACCACUGUAAGCACACCAUCACCACCGUUGAUUGUCAGCCUUCUGGUCCUGCUGGCGGUAUGCUUGUUUUCGUCAGCGGAAACCUCCAGCUUGCCGGAGAACAACACGCUCUUAAGUUCAGUCAGAUGUUCCAUUUGAUGCCGACACCACAAGGAAGCUUUUAUGUGUACAACGACAUAUUCCGCUUGAAUUAUGCAUAAGAAAAGGUGUCAUUCUUGAACCCAAGUGUGUUUGUUAGAUUUUGAACAUCCAUUUGUCAAAAUUUCUUGUCAAAUUUUAAUAUACUUUUUAUUGUUAGGAUGAUAAAUCAUUCUAGUGCUGCUUGGCUUUUGUUCCCUCUUUGAAAACAUGAAAAGUUGUCUGUUUUCAUGUUAUACUUGCUUCUUGUGUUGCGACUGGCUUUGUUUCCUUAAUUGUCACUGUAUCAAUUGGUGGAA
Molecule: messenger RNA, 681 nt
Organism: Cynara cardunculus var. scolymus (artichoke)
Lineage: Eukaryota; Viridiplantae; Streptophyta; Magnoliopsida; Asterales; Asteraceae
Product: nuclear transport factor 2B-like
Exons: 2
Coding region: 73-444 (123 amino acids)
Biological process (GO): nucleocytoplasmic transport
Cellular component (GO): nuclear pore central transport channel
Source: RefSeq, a predicted model, not a curated record